AUGAAACCCAAAACGGAUGUUCUUAUUGUCGGCGCAGGCCCAACUGGCCUCGUCCUUGCUCUGUGGCUCCACCACCAAGGUGUCAAUGUCCACAUUUUUGACCAGGCAGAGGGUCCGGCGAAAAACUCAAGAGCGAUAGUUGUUCAUGCCCGUAUAGUCGAGAUGUAUAGACAACUUGGAUUGACCGAAGACUUGCUGGCACUCGGGUACAAGCUGCCGUCGACAAAUCUCUGGGUACACACGGAGCACAAAGCACACAUUUCACUAGAAGACUUUGGCCGCGAGUUGACUCCAUACCCGUUCAUGCUAAGUGUACCGCAAGACGACCAUGAAAGAAUGCUUGAAAAGCGACUGAAUGACGUAGGGAUCCAUGUUGAACGAGGGUCAAAGUUGCAAGGCUUUGUGGACCAUGGGUCAAGCAUCACUGCUACUCUGUUUAACGAGAGCGCUGAGAGCUCAACCACACAUGAGGCGUCAUACAUAGUUGGUUGUGAUGGAGCACAUUCAGCUGUUCGCCACGGGAUUGGUGCCAAAUUCGAGGGCGAAACAUACAAACCGCUGUUCUAUAUUGCCGACGUCGAAGGCAAAAGCGACAAGCAUUUCAACGGCGAAGGGAACGUGGUGUUCACCAACGACACUUUCAACCUGGUAGUCCCGUACAACAAAACAGGUCAUGCACGAUUAGUUGGCAUCAUAAUGCCGACCAACGACGACGAUGACAAUCAUGAAUCGUCAGAACAUGAGCAUCAGAUCACAUUCGAUGACGUUCGACCGCAAAUCAUGCAAGUGAUGGAUAUCGACAUCACAAAAGUCAACUGGUUCUCCACCUACCGCAGUCACCACCGUGUGGCCGACAAAUUCCGCAGCAACCGAGCGUUCCUUGUUGGGGAUGCGGCUCACAUCCAUAGCCCGGUUGGCGGGCAGGGCAUGAACACCGGCAUCAUGGACUCGAUCAACUUAGCGUGGAAGCUAGCAACGGCCCUCAAACAAACAGACAUGACCGAAGAAGCAAAACACCAACUGUUGGAAUCAUAUGAGUCCGAGCGCCGCUCAUUUGCUAUGAUGAUAGUCAAGUCGACGGACACGGGGUUUACGACAUUGACUUCGAAAGGAUUCUUCCCGCAUAUUCUUCGAAAUUGGCUGAUUCCAUACCUUGUGCCCCUCCUUUUGAAAUUCGAUUUUACCCGAACCAGAAUCUUCCGGGGGGCUUCUCAGCUCAUUUGCAACUAUAGGGGCAGCACUCUUUGUCAGACUGGCGAAGGGACCGUGCAGCCUGGCGACCGUCUUCCGUGGGUUGAAAUCAACGAGGUGGACAAUUUUUCGACCUUGCGAGAUGUUUCUUGGCAGCUCCAUAUCUACGGAGAGUCUGUGCCGGAACUUGAGAAGUGGGCCCGGGAGAUGAAAGUGAAGGUUUUUGUUUUCCAUUGGCACGAUCAAUACGGCAAAGUCGGACUUGUCAAGAAUGCUGUCUACUUGCUGCGACCUGAUCAGUAUAUUGCAGGCAUUUUUGAGGGCUCCUCUGUUGAGAGCCUGGACGAGUACUUUGCUACUCGGGGGUUUUCCCUGGGUAGAGACUAG
Molecule: messenger RNA, 1578 nt
Organism: Penicillium expansum
Lineage: Eukaryota; Fungi; Ascomycota; Eurotiomycetes; Eurotiales; Aspergillaceae
Product: putative FAD binding monooxygenase
Exons: 1
Coding region: 1-1578 (525 amino acids)
Molecular function (GO): FAD binding
Source: RefSeq, a predicted model, not a curated record